Phyllotreta striolata is the source of this 2720-nucleotide messenger RNA. Lineage: Eukaryota; Metazoa; Arthropoda; Insecta; Coleoptera; Chrysomelidae. The record is from the annotation of a GenBank genome assembly.
AGUUGGUGAUGUCUUCUCCUUCCUAAAAAAAUUAAAAAACUGUCAAAAAAUGUCACAAUCACAAUGAAGUUUUACACUAUUUUUAUUCUACUGAAAUUAGUUCAAUCGCAUUGUUCAAAAUGCCUGCACAGCCCUUUAUCCAUAAAGCGAUACGAUCAGGCCGAUUUGCUGCAGGACGACGAAGACAGGCGUGAAAUCCUCAAAGAUUACAAAACAAUAUUCGCCCCAGAGUACAGAAUUUACACCAACGACACGAUAUGCAGUACCGUAACCGUGUCAAAGAGAAAAUCGGAAUACGACAAUUGUAGGGACGAACUGUACAAAGAAUACGAUCCCAGGAGGGAUUUCUUUUCGAAAAGCUCCAAGAAGGGAUAUUUCGAAGACAGGCUGCUUUACGGCAGAAACAUGACUACUAAAGUCAAUCUGAAAUACCCAAGUCCCGAGGAUUUCGGUAAAGAAAAACCCGCGGAUACGUUAAGCAUCGAAUCGCUCUGGCACAACUCUCUAACCACCAGACAAAUCAGGACGAUACAGAGCAAAAUCAUGAAAAAAUACAUGAAACUCGACGUGGAUCCUUGCUUGGACUUCUACGAGUACGCCUGCGGGAACUGGAAGAAUUUCUACACCAUACCGCCCGAUCGAGCAACGUACGAUAUAUUCGAAAUGGUAAGAGAAAAUUUGGACCAAGUGCUAAACACCCUGCUAGCCGAAAACCAGGAGGUACCAACGCCUCAAACUCGAGUACCUUAUUACCAAACGCGCAGCUUCUUAGAACGAGAUUUCCUUCCCGACGACACCUCUGACGCUAUCGCAAAGGCCAAGAUGUUCUAUCGAUCGUGCAUGGACGAAGACACCAUACAAAAAAGAGGCGACAAGCCGCUUCGGAGGCUGUUGAAAGAAUUAGGAGACUGGCCAAUUUUGGUACCAGAUUGGAGCAAACGGGAUUUCGAUGUUAUUUGGCUACUGGCAAGACUUAGACUUUUGAACAACGACAUUCUCAUAGCUCAAUGGGUAGGUCCCGAUAUGAAGAAUUCUAACGAAUACAUUGUCCACAUUGAUCAAACCACCCUCGGAUUACCAACAAGAGAAUACUACUUAGAAGGAAUGUACAUGAAGUACCUGCAGGCUUACAGAGUAUUUAUACUAACAGUCGCCGAAAUAAUGGGAGCGGAUUUCAAAUCGGCGGAAAAAGACGUCAACGACAUCAUAAACUUCGAGAUAGCCCUAGCGGGAAUAACGGCGACCGCCGAAGAGCGCCGCAACAUCUCCGACAUAUACUUAAGAACGGACAUGGCGUCUCUGACGCUGUACUUCCCCCAAUUCGAUUGGAAGCAAUACUUCGACAUCGUCGUGGGCGCAGACGUCGAUUUGCGCACACCGGUGGCUUGCUACUGCGCCAAAUUCCUGCACGAAUUGUUGUACAUGCUGAGCGUGACGCCCCCGAGAACCCUGCAGAAUUACAUCCUGUGGAGGUUCGUCAGGCAUAGGACCGGCAACUUGGACCAAAGAUUCCUGGAGGCCAAGCAGAGGUUCUAUUACAUACUGUUCGGACGCGAGAAGAGCCCGCCGAGGUGGCAGUUUUGCGUGACCCAAGUGAACUCCAACAUGGGCAUGGCCUUGGGAUCGCUGUUCGUGCGGAAAUACUUCGAUCAAAUCAGCAAAACCGAUACCAUAACAAUGACCAAGAUGCUGCAGGAAGCCUUCAAAACGACCAUAGAGGAGAGUACGUGGCUGGAUAACAACACGAAAGAAUACGCUAUCAUGAAACUGAGCCGAAUGGAUUUGAAAAUCGGCUUUCCCGAUUUCAUUUUGGACGAAAAACAACUCGACUCGCGCUACUUCGACGUGGAAAUCCAUCCGGACCGCUUCUUCGAGAACGUCAUGACGUUCCUGAGGCAUCUCACCAAAGUCGAGCAAAAGCGAAUGGGCAUACCGGUCAACAGGACCAUGUGGAGCACACCGCCCGCCAUCGUCAACGCCUAUUACAGCAGGAACAAAAACCAAAUCAUGUUCCCCGCAGGUAUUUUACAGCCGCCCUUCUACAACCGACACUUUCCCAAGGCGCUGAAUUUCGGCGGCAUAGGCGUGGUGAUCGGGCACGAGAUAACCCACGGCUUCGACGACAAGGGCAGAUUGUUCGAUCACGAAGGCAAUUUGCACAUGUGGUGGCGAGAGACUUCCAUACAGAAAUUCUACGAGAAAUCCCAAUGCAUGAUCGAUCAGUACGGGCAAUACGUUCUACCCGAAAUACACUUAGCUUUAGAUGGUUACAUGACCCAAGGUGAGAACAUAGCGGAUAACGGCGGCUUGAAGCAGGCGUUCAGGGCGUACGAAACGUGGCUGGGCAGCAAUCCGGAGGCGGACGAGACGUUGCCGGAGCUGAACUUGACCAACAAGCAGUUAUUUUUCCUCAAUUUCGCGCAAGUUUGGUGCGGCCAGCAGCGGGUCGAGGCGGCGAAAAGCAGGAUUAAAAUAUCGGUGCACGCGCCCGGCAUAUUCCGAGUCAUCGGCGUGCUGAGCAACUCCAAGGAGUUCUCCAAGGAGUUUAAUUGCCCCGUCAAUAGCCCGAUGAAUCCCGAAUACAAGUGUAGUAUUUGGUGAGAGAUUACGAAUGCGAAUACGAGUGAAGUACUUGGCUUAUAUUAUUAUAUUUACAGUUUUAUUUGUUAGUAGUGUUAUUAGAAUAUAUAAACUCACCUCGGACUUCUGUUGUUGUCCAA